Messenger RNA from Talaromyces rugulosus, 4671 nucleotides. RefSeq lists its product as uncharacterized. Bases 1 to 4671 code for a protein of 1556 amino acids. Gene Ontology annotation, cellular component: nucleus; TSC1-TSC2 complex; cytoplasm. Lineage: Eukaryota; Fungi; Ascomycota; Eurotiomycetes; Eurotiales; Trichocomaceae. Gene Ontology annotation, molecular function: GTPase activator activity. The transcript has a single exon. The record is from RefSeq and is a predicted model, not a curated record. Gene Ontology annotation, biological process: positive regulation of GTPase activity; negative regulation of TOR signaling; regulation of small GTPase mediated signal transduction.
AUGUCUUCCGGAAAUGAUAAUAAUCCACCCCCAAAAUCAACCUCGUCCUCGUUCGCCGAUGUCUUCAAGACUUUAGCCUCUGGCCGCCGGAAAUCUCUCUCUCCUCUUUCGGCCUCUGACAGCGGUAAUGAUUGGGCAACCUAUCAUAUAGACGGUCGCAAAGAUAGUCGCGCCACGUUUGGCUUCGACGCAAUGCAUCGUGCAAGUCUCACGCCGAACCCUCCCGAGCCCAGCUCUCCGCCGGACUAUGAAACUGCUCUUCGGAAUCUCCAACAUCCUGUGCUGGCCACCGAGGAGGCGGAAACCGUUACCAGGUUUUUAAACAGGUUCACUGCUGAACAAUCCAUAGCUCUUUGGGAAGCUGGCUCCCAUCUCCUUUAUCAAGAGGAGUCCGAAUAUGGUCGGAUGCGAGCGUCAAGGCUGUUGGAGGCAGUUUCUGAGCGGCAGGACUUGUUACCCGCAUUCAAAGUUCAAAUAUGCACAAGUAUUUUACCCCAGACGGUGCGUGAUGCGAUUCCGGCUCGAAUAAACGCCCUGAUCGCCUUGUCCGACAACGGCCGGAAGUUGGAUAGCUUCCAAGUCAACAUUCUGCCAACCCUUGCGGCUUGUCUUUAUCCGACGUUCCAAGCCGUUGCAGAUCUACGAUCAAAGGCAAGGAAAAACAAAACACCACAAUCGAAUGGUCUCGAUGACGAAACCCCUUUGGACAACUUGUUCGACUUCAUCCUCAAUAUCUUCACACUUCGGCACAUCCCCACCGAUGAGAAAGAUAUUGAAAUUCUUCUUGAAGAGCUCCUCCGGGUCUGUCGGAAGACUGCACUCACCAGAGAUUUGAAAAACGCACUUGCUAUUUUUGAUGCCAUUAUUUGUUGCGCCGAUGUCCCCGAGAAAAGCUUCGUUCCGUUGUUGGAAGUACUAUGCAGCAUACACGCUUCCGUCAAAUCUCUUUCAGGCCCUACUUCUCGUGUCAUCCGCAGCAUCACCAAAUCCCCUCAUAGGUCGUCAAUGAUUGAUACUCUAUAUUCCUUCUUGGAAGAAGUCCCGGAUGACUAUGGUCGGAAUUUAAAUGUGGUACGGGGUGCCAUCGAGAUAUUGGCUGAUUUGCUGGGCGCUUUCGACCGCCAAGAACCGUGGGAAUUGUCCUUUCCCAGGUUGGUUAACUCUUGUCAAUCAAUUGUGUUACGAAAGAAUGAACGUCUAUAUGCCGAUGUGGUCGAAUUGUGCGCGAGUAUGUUGAGUGGCGAUUUUGUUUUGGAAUGUAUGCAGGAACAGGAUUGGUCUCGCCUAGCCGACUUACUUAUAGAUUGCUGUGACUAUUCUGAUGAUACUGUUGCCGACAACUUCCAAACGUCUGUAACCUCGCCUACGAGGAUGGUCCCACAAGGGGAUCGCAUUAUCUCCAGCGCUUCUCAUUUGACAUUAUCGACGGAGCAUAUUUGGGAGCAGCUGACGCUCGAACAAAAGGACGAACUCAGUCGUUUUCUGAAAACAAUCCACAAUCAUUUAUCCCCUUCUCAAGCCAGACUGUUGAUCAGCCAUCUAAGAGUGCGAAGAGCAUGUUACCCUGGUCAGGUUGACUGGGAAUCCCAAGCGACCUGGCUUGUUGAGGCCUUCCUACAGAAGUCAGGCAAGGCAUCUGAUGUUCGCGUCUUGGCCAUUGAGGCGUUAGAAGAGGCUCUACUUGAAGAAACCAAUUUGUCCAAGUUUGAAGAAAUCGGUAUCAUCAGGAUUUUGCUUCAAAACUUUGCUGAUGAAAUAGAUACAAUAUAUCUGGCCUCACUUGUAUCAGUGAUGACCGAAAUUGGCGUUGAGGCAAAUGAUAAAUGCUUUCAUAUCAUUGUCGACACUCUCAGCUCACCGAUGACCGCCGAUCUGAAUGAAGACGACGCUAUUGCCAGUGCAGGUAAUUUACAAUCUCGUCGUGGUUCUGCUACUGGGUUAGAACCGUCUUUGUCGAACAUUUGUAUGAUCGGCCUUGUUCGACUGUUUCUUCGGUUCUUAAAUUCAAACCCUAGGAGAGCUACGCUGUUGUUUGAAACUUUAAUCUUCAUCACAAAGACAUGGAAGAAACGAUCACCCGAUGCCUUGUUGACAGUCUUCAACCUUCUCUUUAAGCUACGUUGUGAUUCUUCGGGUGCUGUUUUCAUCGCCACGGAAUCAGAGAACCAUUUCUUAGUCGCAGUCUUGAGCCGCACACUCGACGUCGGUAUAAAGCAAACUACAAAUCCGGACGCAUCUACCAGUGACCGAUCAUCGGUAGCUACUGAUGAUGGCCUACCUACGAACGUGGGCAGGCUAUCGUUGCGCGAGCAAUCUGCACCCAAGACGCUAUCACGCAUCAGUAGCUCCCACUUACGUACGGCGAAGUGGUCGCCUCCCAGUUGGACACAUAUCGGUUCAAAGUCUCUUCCUGACGAACCUCCGACAGCCCCAAGUCCUCUUGUGAAUGUCCAUAAGAAGCCCGACGAUGAAAACGACGGAGCAAUUGUGUUGAAGGUCAAUAUUUACUUGGAAACGAUCAUCGACCUCUUGCAGAAGCGCGACAUCCACUGGGAUUUGUAUAGCUAUAUUUUGGCUCACCUUGGGCCGCAACUCGGCAACAGAAACUUCUUCUCUAACGCGGUCCCGCAAGUUCAAAUGCUACGCAAUAUCCUAUGUGGCCAAAUCAAGGGUGAGGCGUUUCGCGAACCGCCAGCUGCGACCGGCAUCAAAAAGGCAGAUGUGGCCAUUUGUAUAUUUGACUCUUUAGCGAUGCUCAUUGGGUAUCACGAGUAUUUUGCCAAGAGCGAACAGGAUGAGCUUGUCCGUGCGUUCAUGCUUGGAAUUGGAUCAUGGGAUGGCACUUCGCGGGGAUGUAUUCACGCCUUGUCUGUUUGCUGCCAUGAAAUCCCACUCUCGGUGACCAAGUCUUUGAAUGCAAUCCUUGAUAAGAUGUCAAAAGUAAUUACGAUGUCUCAUGUGGCGGUGCAUAUCCUUGAAUUUCUGGCGCUUCUUGCUCGGUUACCAGACGUAUACGUUAACCUCCGCGAGGAAGAGAUUCGUACCGUCUUCGGAAUUUGUAUACGGUUCAUACAGACAAGUAGGGAACAGCAGCACAAAGUCGAGUCCCCUGUCAGUCGGACUGGGUCGAUCGGUACAAGACUUAGCGGUGGUUUGAGAGAACUGGCCUCGACACAGGCUGAUUCCGCCGAGCCGAAUUGGCAAGAAGGUGUUUCUCAAUACGUAUAUACCUUGACCUAUCACGUUCUGGUGUUCUGGUUUCUGUCUCUCAAGCUCCAAGAUCGUGCUAAACAUGUCAACUGGAUAACAAAUCGGUUGAUAUUCACGGAUGAAAACGAGCGAGGGGUCGUUGAGGAACAAAGCGAAGUAUUUAUAGACUUGAUGCAACGUUCGACUUAUUCCGACCUGGGUGAUACAAUACCGUUUGAAACCUUUCCUCCAUCGGCCGAAGAUGGUCCAGUCACUUCGAAAUCGUGGAUUGUGGGGAUGAGUAUACUGACCAUUGAGACUGCUGGCACCUCCGGCCUCUCGCAAAUCAUCAAAAGGAUGGCUUCUGGGACGACUUACGCUGAGUACCGACAGCGAACUGCACCAGUGUUGCCUCACCAGGUUCCUGCUACGCCUGAUACUCUGUCACUAUCAAAUGUGCCUAACCGUGCGGCUAUACUGCCUUCUCAUGUUUUACUUCAGAUGAUGACAACCGCAUUUCCCACGCCCGGUGUCAUUCAACCUAUUCCGCUACCGGAUGAUGCCAUGACUCGGAGGGCUAUCAGCUCCUUUGAUAGAAACGACAUCGUUGAUGGUCAUAAAAUUGGCAUCGUCUUCAUUGACAAGGAUCAAACCUCUGAAGCCGAGAUUUUGGCGAAUACAAGCGGAAGUCCAGACUACGAGAAUUUUCUAGCUGGUUUGGGAACCAAGGUUUCCAUUCGCAAUGCCCAAUUCAACACCCAAGGCCUUUAUAGUGACCUAGAUGGCGAGUUCACCUAUGCUUGGCGGGAUCGGGUAGCAGAGAUUGUGUAUCAUGUCGCAACGAUGAUGCCGACGAAUCUUGAGCAGGAUCCUGCGUGUGUGAGCAAAAAACGUCACAUCGGCAACGACUUUGUCAAUAUCAUCUUCAAUCGCUCGAACAAGCCUUUCAACUUUGAGACUAUUCCUUCACAAUUCAAUUCGAUCAAUAUUGUCAUCAGUCCAGUGUCUCAGAUCGCGAAGCACGCUUUCGAGAAGGACGUCGACGCUGUGGCCGAUUACAACAAGUCAUUUUACAUGGUCAGGGUAAUGACCAAACCUGGCCUGCCUGAACUUUCUCCUGCUUCUACCCCAAAGAUCAUCUCUGGAAAAAGCCUUGCUGCAUAUGUCCGUAUUCUUGGAAUGAACGCCUCUGUUUUUAGUCGUGUAUGGAACAAAGAAGGUGGCGAGCACAUUUCUUCGUGGAGGAACCGACUCCGGGAAAUCAAGCGACUCCGCGAACGCGUGCUUUCACCUCCUAGCCAGCCUUCCGAUACGACAGAGGCAGGCUUUUUAGGAUAUCGUCGUAACACGAGAGCAAACAUCUUUUCUGAAGAAGAGACAUCAUCCCGACCCAGCGUGCGCACCGAUUCCACCGCCGACUGGAAUUCCGCAGCCGGUGGGAAUGUCUUCAAGGCCCUGGACUUUACCCAGUGGACUCGGUGA